This is a messenger RNA of Raphanus sativus (radish), 1670 nucleotides long. RefSeq names its product delta-1-pyrroline-5-carboxylate synthase A-like. The record is from RefSeq and is a predicted model, not a curated record. The annotation marks the transcript as partial. Lineage: Eukaryota; Viridiplantae; Streptophyta; Magnoliopsida; Brassicales; Brassicaceae. Gene Ontology annotation, molecular function: NADP binding; glutamate-5-semialdehyde dehydrogenase (NADP+) activity. The transcript has 12 exons.
AUAGACAAAGUCCUCAGAGGACUCCGUGUUGGAACCUUGUUCCAUCAAGAUGCUCGUUUAUGGGCUCCGGUCACAGACUCCACUGCUCGUGACAUGGCAGUUGCUGCAAGGGAGAGUUCCAGAAAGCUUCAGGCCUUAUCUUCAGAAGAUAGGAAACAGAUUCUGUAUAGUGUCGCCGAUGCUCUUGAAGCAAAUGAGGAAACAAUCAGAGCUGAGAAUGAAUUAGAUGUAGCUGCUGCACAAGAAGCUGGACUUGAAGAGUCAAUGGUGGCACGCUUAGUUAUGACACCUGCCAAGAUCUUGAGCCUUGCAGCUUCAGUCCGUAAGCUAGCUGAUAUGGAAGAUCCAAUAGGCCGUGUUUUAAAGAAAACUGAGGUGGCAGAGGGUCUUGUUUUAGAGAAGACCUCAUCUCCAUUAGGCGUACUCCUGAUUGUUUUUGAGUCUCGACCUGAUGCACUUGUCCAGAUAGCUUCACUUGCCAUUCGUAGUGGAAACGGUCUUCUACUGAAGGGUGGAAAGGAGGCUCGGCGAUCAAAUGCUAUCUUACACAAGGUGAUCACUGAUGCAAUUCCAGAGACUGUCGGUGGUAAACUCAUCGGACUUGUGACUUCAAGGGAAGAGAUUCCUGAUUUGCUCAAGCUUGAUGAUGUUAUUGAUCUUGUGAUCCCAAGAGGCAGCAACAAGCUUGUUUCCCAGAUAAAAAGUACUACAAAAAUCCCUGUGCUAGGUCAUGCAGAUGGAAUCUGCCAUGUAUACGUCGACAAGGCAUGUAAUCUGGAUAUGGCAAAGCGCAUAGUCUCUGAUUCAAAGUUGGAUUAUCCUGCAGCCUGUAAUGCGAUGGAAACGCUUCUUGUGCAUAAGGAUCUAGAGCAGAAUGCUGUGCUCAAUGAGCUUAUAUUUGUUCUACAGAACAAUGGAGUCACUUUGUAUGGUGGACCAAAGGCAAGUACAAUACUGAACAUACCAGAAGCACGGUCGUUCAAUCAUGAGUACUGUUCCAAGGCUUGCACCGUUGAAGUUGUUGAAGACGUUUAUGCUGCUAUUGAUCACAUUCACCGACAUGGGAGUGCACACACAGACUGCAUUGUGACAGAGGAUCCUGAAGUUGCAGAGCUAUUCCUUCGCCAAGUGGACAGUGCUGCUGUGUUCCACAACGCAAGCACAAGAUUCUCUGAUGGUUUUAGAUUUGGACUUGGUGCUGAGGUGGGAAUAAGCACAGGCAGGAUCCAUGCCCGUGGUCCAGUCGGAGUUGAAGGAUUACUUACAACAAGAUGGAUAAUGCGGGGAAAAGGACAAGUUGUGGAUGGAGACAAUGGGAUUGCUUACACCCAUCAAGACAUUCCCAUCUAAACUUCCAAGACUUUUUCUCUUUGUGUCUGUUUGUGUUGAGACUUGGAAGUGAGGAGAGGAGAGGAUGACCUUUUUGUUUCCUCUCUGCCAAUAUCAUAUCCUAUCGCUAUUGUUAUCGAAACCCUCCCCUUGUGAAGUGGUUUUGAUUUAGGGUUUAGAGUUUGCACCAAAAAUAAGUUUCCGUUUGCUCAUAAGUAAGACGAUGAAUGUUUUUUAUUAGCUUGGUUCUUCUUUGUCCAACAAAAAGAAAAAAAAAACUCGUUGUAAGGGAUACCUACCCUACACCUUUCUGAUUUAUCAAUUUAUCUUUUGAGUUUGAA